Molecule: messenger RNA, 628 nt
Organism: Carassius carassius (crucian carp)
Lineage: Eukaryota; Metazoa; Chordata; Actinopteri; Cypriniformes; Cyprinidae
Exons: 6
Coding region: 10-621 (203 amino acids)
Source: RefSeq, a predicted model, not a curated record
ACUUUUCAAAUGAGACUGAGAAAACUCCUUUAUGUUAUCAUUAGUGAAAUACAUGUGUCCUUCAGUGAUGAAACACCAUCACAUGCUAAAAGUGAAAGAUCAGUUUCACCUGUGUCCAGUUCUGUGUCUAUGAAGAGUGACCGUUCAAAAGGUGAUGGAGCAAACUUCAUUGAGAAAACCCCAUCAUCUUCCAAAAGUGUAAGAUCAGGUUCACAUGUGUCCAGCUCUGUGUCUGUGAAGAGUGACCGUUCAAAAGGUUUUGUACCGAACUUCAGUGAGAAAACACAAUGUAACAAGAGUGAAAGAUCUGAAUCGCACGUGUCCAGCUCUGUGUCUAUGAAGAGUGACCAUUCAAAGGGAGAUAGACCAAAUUUCAAUGAGAAAACACCAUCACCUUCCAAAAGUAACAAAGGACAGAAGUCCACAGUAAAUAUUGGUGCAGAAAUUACACGGUGGGACGCUCUGAAAGCACAGAAGGGAUUGAAGAGUGAUGUGGAACUGGCAACUUUUCUUCUCAACAGGGUUCAGUUUGAGAAAUCAGACUCAAACUACAAGAAUUACUGCAACCGCAAGAAUUUCAGAGAAAAUCUCAUCUGGACCUUCAAGGCAAGUAAAUAUUAAUGAAUGC